Molecule: messenger RNA, 1860 nt
Organism: Penicillium soppii
Lineage: Eukaryota; Fungi; Ascomycota; Eurotiomycetes; Eurotiales; Aspergillaceae
Product: hexokinase family protein
Exons: 2
Coding region: 1-1860 (619 amino acids)
Biological process (GO): glycolytic process; intracellular glucose homeostasis; glucose 6-phosphate metabolic process
Cellular component (GO): cytosol; mitochondrion
Molecular function (GO): mannokinase activity; glucokinase activity; ATP binding
Source: RefSeq, a predicted model, not a curated record
AUGACUUCUAUCAAUUCAAAAUUAUCCAAGAACGAUGAUGACGAGGAGCACGACGAUCUGAUUGAAGAGGAGGAACACGAGGAUUUGAGCUCGGAGUUAGAUGCCGUUCAACAAGAGUAUCUGGCGCAUACUCAACAAUUGGAAGAUUUUUUAUCGCCAAUUUCCUUGGACGAGAGUGUGCUAUACAAAUUGGCCAGGCGCUUUUCCAGUACAUACCGAAAUCUGGCCUUGACAUCAGAUCAGCAAUUUUUGCCAACGCCUGUCACUCAACUACCUACUGGCCGGGAAACCGGCCGCUAUCUGGCGAUCGAUGUCGGAGGCAGCAAUCUUCGUGUCGCAUUUAUCGAGUUGCUGGGAGAGGCUGUGGAUUCCGAUGUUCGUCCUACAGAUGCCACAGAGAGGUCACGGGACACGAUCCGUAAGGCCCAGCGUCAGCGAGUGAAGCGAACUUUAGAGCGUGCAUGGCCUAUCCAAGAACAUUUGAAAAUGGACAAGGCAGAGGAUCUAUUUUCGUGGAUUGGAGAUUGCAUCGCAGAGGUGGUAGCCGAGAGUCUGUCAUCAGAUGCCACCAAGAAAGAUGUGCCCGCCGAAUUAGAUAUGGGAAUUACGUUCAGUUUCCCCAUAAUGCAAGAAUCACUGGCAGAGGCUACAUUGAUGCCCAUGGGCAAAGGCUUUGCUAUUUCAUCAAACCUCAAUCUUGGUAAUAUUCUUUUAGAUGGUUACGAAAAGCACACAAGACGACCAGAUGAUGAUGACGAACCAUCCUCCAAACGCCGGAAACUAUUCGCACUUCCUAAGCUGAAGAUCCAAGCUAUCACCAAUGACACUGUGGCGACGCUAGCUUCCCUUGCAUAUAAGGUCAAGUCUUUGCCAAAUAGUCGAGUAGCCAUGGGUAUCAUCGUGGGCACUGGAUGUAACGCAACGAUCCCAAUGAAGCUCAGCUCGUUACAUGAAUCCAAAGCGAAGAGCGUCAAUAUUAUGGAACCGAGCGCUGUUGAGACCGUGGUCAAUACUGAAUGGACCAUCUCGGGUGCUGCACCACCACUAAAAGAGCUCAAAGUGACUACAAAGUGGGACAUCGAGUUAGAUGAGGCUUGUGCACGCCCUGGCUUCCAACCCUUCGAAUAUAUGACUGGAGGGCGCUACAUUGGUGAAUUAGUCCGAUUAAUUCUGUUUGACUAUCUCACGACAGUCGUUGGAUUAUCGAAGCGCUCCUUGCCUGCAAACCUCAUUCAAGAAUACGCCCUGACAACUACCUACAUCUCUGAAAAUGUCGCCAAAUCCCGAUCAGACAAUGAUCUCACCAAAACCUUAAACGAAACUCUCCCUCCCCCAGAAAGCAGCGACUGGCGUUGGAAUGCCCAAACCGCCAGUGCAUUCCGAAAAAUCGCUCGCACGGUACAAAAACGAUCAGCCGGAUUGAUUGCAGCGGCGGUUGUUGGAUUACUAGCCUGUGCUCGUGAGAUUGAGCUCAAGGAAGAUAGCAACACCGGCACACCCGAAGGUGCUGCUUCACCCAGCAAUGGUGAGGUCGCCACUUCUGAAUCCGCCGGUGCUCUGAACGCUGCCGCUUCAAGCCUCAAGUCCGGUGUCAAUCAUGCCAUUCACGAGUAUGUCGUCCCAGUCAUUGAGCCCACCAAGCUAGACUGGCAAUCCGGGCCCGAGGAACUCGUCGUGGCAUACACCGGUGGUAUUAUUCAGCAUUAUCCUCAAUUCAAAGAGAUGUGCCAGCAAUAUAUUGAUCGCUUGAUCAUGCGGACUGGUCCACAGCGCGGUGGGAAGUCUGUUUUCCUGCGAGAAGCCUCGGAUGGCGGUGUCAUUGGGGCUGGUGUUUUGGCUGGCAUGGUUGUUCGCAAUUGA